Molecule: messenger RNA, 381 nt
Organism: Striga asiatica
Lineage: Eukaryota; Viridiplantae; Streptophyta; Magnoliopsida; Lamiales; Orobanchaceae
Source: the annotation of a GenBank genome assembly
AUGGCUAAAUUUCCAACUAGUCAAGUUGAACACAUUUAUUAUAGAUCCUCUUCUAAUCAUCAUCUAUUGGUGUGCAAUAUGAAACGUGGUGAAAGGUUCAAGAAAAAGAGAUUCUUUUUUGAUAGAAGAUGGGUCGGGAUGGAGGGGAUUAAUGAUGUAGUGGAGGAAGCUUGGAUGAGAUACGUGUCAGAGUCCACACUAAAGAUAGAGAUGGAUCGGCCCGCGUACGAAAAAGUCAAGAUGGCCCACAAAUUCUAUUGGAAUAACAACAAUAUUCCAAACCCUAAGUUCCUCUCCCCUCAAACUCAAUCCUUAUCCAAAGCCGAGGUGCCUUAUUCCGGCAAAUUGGAGCCGUGCAUGCCAAUAUCAAUUGAAUCGUGA